Effrenium voratum is the source of this 2463-nucleotide messenger RNA. The record is from the annotation of a GenBank genome assembly. Lineage: Eukaryota; Dinophyceae; Suessiales; Symbiodiniaceae.
AGAACCACCCGGACUUGGCCAUCCCGAUUGCUAUGCCCAUCCCGGACAGCGGGCCGGCGGUUCCAGUUAGGCCAUGGACAGGAAGCGACGAUCAGAGGAGAACAUUCUGGGCAUCUUCGCCGAGGGCGAGUUCGAGGGCACGCGGAAGCGGCGCCAGGACAAGGCCAGGGACAAGGCCAAUGCCGCGCCGAACCUCACCGCCCCGAUGAGCUUCGUGCGGGGCCAGACCCUGGCGCCCACCUCCAUACCUGCGCCCAAGGAGGUCAAGGACGACAAGGAUGACAAGGAUGGCAAGGAUGGCAAGGAUGACGACUCCGAUGAGGUGGACAGCCGCUUCGUGCUCGACGCCUCACUGCCCAACGGGAACUUCCAGCCGGCCGUGGCGGGGCCCAAGCUGCCUGCCCGCAACAAGCUCUCCUUCGGCCAGAUGGCCGACAACUACGGGAAGGGCUUUGCCAUGCUGCAGAAGAUGGGCUUCACGGGGGGCGGCUUGGGCCGGCACCGGGACGGCAUCGCCAACCCCAUCGCGGUGCAGAAGCGGCAGGGGAAGCAGGGCAUUCAAGACGACGGCGAGAUGGUGGACCAGGACCUCUACGGCAACGAGCACGGCUCAACCCGCCAGACCCUGGAGGAGCUCCUGUGUAUCGGCAAGAAGCCGGAGUCCAAGGAGCCGAAGAUCUCCGACGGCUGGAAGCGCGACGGGAAGCCGAAGAAGCCGAGGACCCUGUACAAGACCGCAGAGGAGUUGUCGGCGGAAGCGCCCAUCUCCAUGCGAAUCGUGGACAUGCGCGGGCCGGAGGUGAAAGUCGCCUCCUCCUUCGCCGAGCUGGCGGCGAACUUGUCCGGGGACAGCGUGCGCAGCCUGAAGGAGUUCCGGCACAACACCCGGCUGCUGGUGGCCCGAUACGAGGACAAGAUCAAGGCGGCGGCGGAGAGGAAGCGACACUGCGAGGACGUGGUGCUGUCGGCGGCCAAAGAGCAGGAGCGCCUAGCGACGGCCAGCAGCGUCAGCGAGUCCGAAGUAAAGACCUGCAAGGAGCUGGUUUUGGAGAUCGAGCAUCUGCGCGAGCGCCAGGACCAGGGGGGCAUCGGGCUGCAGGAGCUGGCGGAGCGGUUUCUGCAUCUCCGCGCCUUGAGGCCCAAGGAGUUCCAGGUGCUGCAGGCGACGGAGGUGGCCUUCUCCCUGGCGCUGCCCACCGCCAGGCGGGAGCUUUGCACCUGGCAGCCCUUGAAGCGGCCCGAGGGCCUGCAGGGCCUGGCCACUUGGCAACGCCUGGAUGACGCCUCUGCCUCGACGGCCGCGCGAGGGCGCUUCGCCGCGCUGGUCGACGCCACGCUGCUGCCGCAGCUGCGCAAGGCGCUGGUGGCUUGGAGCCCCCGGGACUUCGAGCCGUGCCUGCGGCUCAUGGAGAAGUGCACGCAGGUGCUCCAGGCCCAGGUGGCCGAGUCUCUGGUGGCGGAGGUGGUGCUCCCACGGCUCCGCGCGGAGAUCGAGGAGUGGGACCCCAGAGUGGACGCUGUCCCGGUGCAUCUCUGGCUACAUCCCUGGCUGCCAGUGCUUGGGCAGCGCCUGGAUCUGCUGUGGCCGGCGGUGCGCUUCAAGAUCUCCGGGUGCCUGGAGCGCUGGGAGGUGUCCGACCCGUCGGCCCAGAGCCUGCUGAUGCCCUGGCACCAGGUCUUUGACGCGUCCAACUGGGAGCCCCUCAUGGAGAAGGUCCUGCAGCGUUUGGAGAAGUCCAUCCACGCGACCCCGGUGAAGCCGGAUGGCCAGGACCUCACAGCUCUGCGGAGCCUCUUCAGUUGGCUGGACCUCUUGCCCUUGCCCAACGUGGCGCGGACCUUGGAGGGCGCCUUCUUCCCCCAGUGGCACGCGGCCCUGAGGCGCUGGCUCAAGACCAAGGCCUGCGACUACUCGGAGGUGCUGCAGUGGUACCAGGGCUGGAAGGGCCUUUUUCCCCCGCAGCUGCGGGAGCACCCGGCGGUGCAGCGGCAUUUGGCCCAGGGACUCGAGGUCAUGAAGCACGUCAUGUCCAACGGCACCGCCCCGAUCGAAGUGGAGGAGGAGGAGGAGCCACAGCCGCAGCCUCGUGCCUCGUUGCCAGUGGAGGAGGUAAGCCUGAGCCUCAGUGACUACAUCUCCCAAGUGGCGGCAGAGGAGGGUCUCAUCUUCCUGCCCAAGAAGUUGCGGCGCAACGGCAAGCCCGUGUACCAGCUGGGCUCCGCCAGCAUUCAGCUGGACAAAAACCUCGUCUACGUCGCCCCCAAAGGCGGCGAAGGCGAUUGGAAGGCGGCCUCCAUGGACGAGCUUCUGAAGAUCGCCAAGGCCAGCAAGAAGUGAGGCUUGCUUUGAGUCCUCGGGUUUCGACCCUUGGUGGCUUUCAGCUUGCAACAUCACCGGACCCUUGGGAGGCGAUAAGAUGAGGGGACCCGGUUCUGCCCAGAUGGUCAAAGGCUGAAUGGAUA